AUGAACUCCUUCGCUGUUCUCCUGCUCUGCGUCCAAGCUUGCUUGGUACAGUCCGUGUUCGGGCAGUGCUGUGGCUACGGCGGUAUCGGGUACGCGCCCGCUUUCGCCGCGCCCUUCGCCGCCCCCGCUCUCGCCGCGCCGGCCGCGUGCGGGCCAGCCUACGGCGGCGAGGGUAUCGGCGACGUGGCGUUCGGCGGCCAGCUGCCGGUCGCCGGCACCACGCUAGUCUGUGGACAAGUGCCGAUACUGGGCGCCGUGGAGUUCGGAGGCAUCGUGCCGGCCGGCGGCGAGGUGUCCAUUGCCGGCAAGUGCGCCUGCGUCAGCAUGGCGACCUCUCCGUUGCCGCAGCCGUACGCGACCGAACCGGAUCCAGCAGACGGCAUGGCGCCCUCUAGUCCCACAGUUCCCAAGAACGGCAGAGCGCCGCGGACAGCGAGCUCUCCGCACCUGAGCGCAGACAAAGAGUACGACUUUAGCGAUCAUUUUGAAUUGCUGGAGUAUGAACUUGAGAAUGGUCAUUGUAUUCUCGUCUCUGUACAAUACAAACACUUCAACAUGAACUCCUUCGCCGUUCUCCUGCUCUGCGUCCAAGCUUGCUUGGUACAGUCCGUGUUCGGGCAAUGCUACGGCGGUAUCGGGUACGCGCCCGCUUUCGCCGCGCCCUUCGCCGCCCCCGCUCUCGCCGCGCCGGCCGCGUGCGGGCCAGCCUACGGCGGCGAGGGUAUCGGCGACGUGGCGGUCGGCGGCCAGCUGCCGGUCGCCGGCACCACGCUAGUCUGUGGACAAGUGCCGAUCCUGGGCGCCGUGGAGUUCGGAGGCAUCGUGCCGGCCGGCGGCGAGGUGUCCAUUGCCGGCAAGUGCGCCUGCGGCUGCAGAGGAUACUGAAAAGCGACUAACGAAUCUAAAUGAAUUGAGCAAA
Molecule: messenger RNA, 919 nt
Organism: Bicyclus anynana (squinting bush brown)
Lineage: Eukaryota; Metazoa; Arthropoda; Insecta; Lepidoptera; Nymphalidae
Exons: 6
Coding region: 1-885 (294 amino acids)
Source: RefSeq, a predicted model, not a curated record